AACUAGCACUGAAAGGAUUCAAGGAACCCUCGCAGCAACAGACAGACAGGCAAUCCCUCGCCGGAUGCCCUUUUCUCUUUCGAAUCCAAUUGAUUUCUUCGGUUUUUUCCUUUAAAUUCUUCCUCAAAUUCCCAUUAAUGGCAACCGCAACUCACUCAAGCCCCUCAAAACAGAACAAGAAGAAGCCUCGCCAAAACCCAGAGUCUCAAUUCCACUUCAAUCUCAAUUCAUGCUCCAAAUCCAAAGACCUUCGUGGCGCUAUCGCCCUGUAUGAAACUGCAGUUUCACAAAACACUCGUGUCAGUCAUCACCACUUGAACACUCUCCUCUACCUCUGCUCACAAGCUGUUACCGACCCAUCAACCAAAGAGCUAGCAAUUGAACACGGGUUUCGAAUUUUCAAUCACAUGGAAUCAAUUGGUAUUAAGCCCAAUGAGGCAUCCAUCACGGCCGUCUCUAGGCUCGCUGCUGCAAAAGGAGACGGUGAUUAUGCUUUUGAAUUGGUUAAAAGGAUGGGGGAGUACGGAAUCACACCCCGGCUGCGCACGUAUGAUCCAGCAUUGAUAUCUUUUACAGGGAGUUUGCAGGCGGACAAGGCCUACGAGGUAGAGGAGCAUAUGGUUGGAGUAGGGGUGAUUGCAGAGGAGCCAGAAAUUGCUGCAUUGUUGAAGGUCAGUGCAGAAACGGGAAGAGGGGAAAGAGUUUAUGGGUACUUGCAGAAAUUGAGGAAAACAGUGAGAUGUGUGACUGAGGAUACCGCAAAUAUUAUUGAGGAUUGGUUUCGUUGUGAAAAGGCUAGUGAGGUUGGGUCACUUCAUUACAAUGUGGGUUUGGUGAAGGAUGCGGUUUCAAGAAAUGGGGGAGGAUGGCAUGGACUUGGGUGGUUAGGAAGAGGAAAGUGGCAUGUUAGGAGAGGGGAUGUGGAUUCGAGUGGCCGGUGUUGCUCUUGUGGUGAUCAGUUGGUUUGUGCUGAUAUUGAAGACACAGAGACACGGAGAUUUGCACAAUCAGUGGCUGGAUUGGCCAUGGAAAGGGAAGUCAAGGCUAAUUUCAGUGAAUUUCAGGAUUGGCUGGAAAAACAUGCUGAUUAUGAAGCCAUAGUGGAUGGAGCAAAUGUUGGGCUCUACCAACAAAAUUUUGCUGAUGGUGGGUUCAGCGUUUCUCAGCUUGAUGCUGUUGUGAGAGAUUUAUAUAAUAGGAACGAAAAGAGAUGGCCACUUGUUAUCUUGCAUGGUAAACGUCUUCGGGCUCUUCUUGAAAAUCCUACCCACAGCAAGCUGGUUGAGGAGUGGAUGGGAAAUGGUGUUCUUUAUGCUACGCCACCAGGUUCUAAUGACGAUUGGUAUUGGAUAUAUGCUGCUGUUAAACUUGGGUGUUUACUUGUGACUAACGAUGAAAUGCGAGACCACAUUUUUGAAAUUGUGGGUAGCAGGUUCAUCCUCAGGUGGAAAGAAAGGCAUCAAGUUCGGUAUACGUUUCUUAAAGGUAACUUGAGACUUCAGAUGCCGCCCCCAUAUUCCUUAGUCAUCCAGGAAUCAGGAAAUGGAUCAUGGCAUGUGCCUAUAGCAGGCACCAGUUCUGAGGAGUCUGUGAAGACUUGGCUCUGCAUUACCAGGCCCGGUGUUUCUGAUGCUCUCUCCCCCAAUGAACCUCAAGUGGAUAAUGAAAUUCGAGGAAGCGGCCAUGCAUCUUUUGAGAAGGAAUUGUUGAAAUCAUGUGAUCAGGCCACCGUUACAAGUCACAAUAGCAAAAAUGAAAGCCAAGAUAUCUCUCAUAGAUCUAUCACCGAAUGUGCAGCUACGACUGGAAAAAGAAAAAAGAGGUCUCCAUCUCCAUCGCCUUCACAAGGUCAUCUUUUGUCAAACUAAUUAAUUCAUUUUUUUCAGGACCACCACCCACCUUUAUCUAUUGAUUGCUUGUUAUGGAAGCACCUGUAGGGUUGAUAUGAUCUCCACCAUGUGAGAUGGUUUCUAUAUACUAUCUUCAGAAACAUGUUGCGAGGAAUUUAGCCUCAUGACACUAUGCUAGAGCUAGCGCGCAUCAGCAACCUGUCGGAAACCGAUGGCUUUCAGAUUUAAGAUAUGUAUCCCUCUGUUCUUGUUGUUUCAUUAUCGUGGGAAGUUGUAUGUUUGUUUAAUGAACAAAAAUCAUUCAAUAACUUUAUUUGAUCAAACAAAUUAAAACAGUGUGCUGACAAAUUACAGUUGAUAUCCAUAUAUAGUACCAAUCUUCUU
Molecule: messenger RNA, 2234 nt
Organism: Tripterygium wilfordii
Lineage: Eukaryota; Viridiplantae; Streptophyta; Magnoliopsida; Celastrales; Celastraceae
Product: proteinaceous RNase P 2-like
Exons: 6
Coding region: 138-1868 (576 amino acids)
Biological process (GO): tRNA 5'-leader removal
Molecular function (GO): protein binding; ribonuclease P activity
Source: RefSeq, a predicted model, not a curated record